Molecule: messenger RNA, 864 nt
Organism: Meyerozyma guilliermondii ATCC 6260
Lineage: Eukaryota; Fungi; Ascomycota; Pichiomycetes; Serinales; Debaryomycetaceae
Product: aldo/keto reductase family protein
Exons: 1
Coding region: 1-864 (287 amino acids)
Molecular function (GO): oxidoreductase activity
Source: RefSeq, a predicted model, not a curated record
AUGGCACCUCUAACAGCAAAGAACUGCUUCCCAUUACUAAACGGCUCAAGGAUUCCAGCUUGCGGUGUCGGAGUGUAUCUUUUGCCUGCUUCACAAACUGCUGGAAUUGUUGAAAAAGCCUUGGACGUCGGAUACCGUCUUAUCGAUACUGCCCAAGAAUAUGAAAAUGAGAGAGAAACUGGUGAGGGAAUCAAGGCUUGGCUUGGUAAAGACAAGAACAACAAGAGAGAGGAUGUUUUGUACACCACCAAAAUUACAAAUCUGAACCAAGGAUACGAUAGGACCUGGAGAAGUUUGAAAGAAUCGCUCAACAAAGUCAAACACCUUGAGUAUAUUGACUUGGUGCUCAUUCAUGACCCUUUAAGUGACAAAAAAACUAGGAUCGAGACAUGGAAGGCAUUACAAGAAGCUGUUGAUAGUGGAAUGGUUAAAUCUAUUGGCGUAUCGAACUUUGGUAAGCACCAUAUUCAAGAACUUUACGACUGGGAAGGAUUGAAGUACAAGCCUAUUGUAAACCAAAUCGAAUUGAGUCCUUGGCUUAUGAGAAAAGAUUUGGUGGACUACUGUCAAAAUCUUGGAAUUGUAUUGGAGGCAUACUGCCCACUUACUACUGGUGCUAAAUUGAACGAUCCUACCCUUGUUAAAUUGGCCAAGAAGUAUAACAAGACGCCAGCUCAGGUAUUGUUGAGAUGGAACAUUGAUCGUGGAGUAGUUGUAAUUCCAAAAUCACUGAAACCCGAAAGACUUCCACAAAACUUUGACCUUUUCGAUUUCAAAUUGACCGAUGAAGAUUUUGCUGAACUUGCGCAUCCUGAUGCUUAUGAUGUAUUUGGUGGAUGGGAUCCAAGUCGGUCCAAAUCGUAA